Messenger RNA from Monomorium pharaonis (pharaoh ant), 4111 nucleotides. It is a transcript of the gene Rchy1, whose product is annotated as RING finger and CHY zinc finger domain-containing protein 1. Gene Ontology annotation, biological process: ubiquitin-dependent protein catabolic process; protein ubiquitination. Bases 385 to 1554 code for a protein of 389 amino acids. The record is from RefSeq and is a predicted model, not a curated record. NCBI's taxonomy places the organism in Eukaryota, Metazoa, Arthropoda, Insecta, Hymenoptera, Formicidae. The transcript has 5 exons. Gene Ontology annotation, cellular component: nucleus. Gene Ontology annotation, molecular function: zinc ion binding; ubiquitin protein ligase activity.
ACCUUCUGCAACCUUCUGUGUGCAUGCUGUGUGGCCGUGGUCGUCAGUUUCGUUUCGUUGAGGAUCGCUUGGCGACGAAGUCGUCGCGGAACGACCCUGUUUUCCCAGAAUCGCGUGGUCGACGCUUCCCGCGCGCUCCGACCUUUAACUGGCCGUGAACCAAGCCGAGCCGAGUCGAACCGAACCGUCCCGAUCGCACCUUCCGUUCACCGUUGCACGUUGUCGCCCGAAGAGGACACGGACACGACUCGCACGACGGUCUUGUUGAUCGACAUCAACCUCGAAAGUUCGACGCACAAGGACGAGGGACGGGAGAAAGGGGAGAAGAGGUGCGAGAUGCACUGGUGUUAAUCGCCGACAGGCAGCGGAGUCAGGUACGUCGGCAUGCAGAACGGCGACGGCGAGGAGACGCGCACCGCGGCGGAUCGCGAGGAUAAGGCGUGUGGCGAUGGCGUCGAGAAGGUCGUCAUCGAGAAUCACGACGACUCCGAGGCGCCAAGUCACGACGACGGCGCUAAAGAUCCGUGCACCGGGGAGAACGCCACGGAGAGCGACGACUCAAGUAGCAACGCCGAGGACGGCACCGACGCGGAGAGCGACGACGACAAGGAGCAGGACAUCGCCGCCGCCGUUGUCAACGCCACCGCCGCCGUCGCUAGCGCGGACGACCGCAAAAAGAAAUCGCGGAAGUCCGUGAAAAAGGGCGACUGCAUCUGGACCAUGUGUCUCCCGUCCACGUCGGGGAAGGACUUGGCAGAUAAUAGCUAUGGCUGCGAGCACUAUAAGCGAAAGUCCAAGUUUGUGACUCCAUGCUGCAACAAAGUUUACACCUGUCGAUUUUGCCAUGACGAGCAGGAAACACAUACAGUAAAUAGGAAAGAAGUUACAGAACUGAUAUGCGUUCUCUGUGAUACUCGUCAACCUGUCCAAGCUACAUGUCAGAAUUGCCAUUGCCAGUUUGGCAAGUACACAUGUUUAGAGUGCAAUCUGUUCGAUGAUGAAGACAAGAAUCAGUACCAUUGUGACGGAUGUGGAAUAUGCAGAGUCGGUGGUCGUGACAAGUUCUUUCACUGUGCCAAGUGCAACAUGUGUUUGCCGAUUCAAUUACAAAAUGGGCAUACAUGCAUAGAAAAUGUCUCACAUUCCAAUUGUCCUGUGUGCCUGGAAGACAUUCACACAAGUCGCAUACCAUGUCACAUUCCUGAUUGCGGGCACCUGCUUCAUCGUAUGUGUUUUGAAGAAUUGUUGAAUUCGGGACACUACGCUUGUCCGUCCUGUCAAGUGUCACUUCUAGACAUGACGGAUUUGUGGAAGUAUCUGGACACGGAGGUGUCGCUGACACCGAUGCCGGCAGAGUAUAGCGAAUGUAAAACCGAUAUUCUAUGUAAAGACUGCCAUGAGGAAUCUACGGUAAAGUUCCACAUUGUUGGGUUGAAAUGCUUAAAUUGUGGUAGCUACAAUACUUGCAGGAUAAAAGGCUCUCCUUGUUCAGUUCCAGAUUCUGAUGCUCUGAGCGAAGCAGCUGGUAUUACAGAGGAGAAGGAGGGAUCGUAAAGCCAAAAUCGGAAUACUAUCUGAUAGUCUCAUUCAAUCGUGAAAGAAAGGAAUAUUCCGCUACACAGUAACGAAGAAUAUUUUAGAAUUUUAUGUUUAUCUCUUUUUGUAGGAAAUUGCACUUUUUUAGCCUUCGUAGUACCUUUUGAUCGGAUAUAUUUUCCGUUUAGUCGAAGUUAGUAGAAAAGUAAAAUAUCUGUUAAAUGACCACUGAUAUUAUCAAAACUAAUGUAUAACUGCUUUUGAUGAUUAUUUUAUGAUACGUUGUAGCACAAUUUUCGAGGUUAAGUAUGUAGGUGAUUUUAACGUAAGUAUAUUAAAAAAUAUUUCUACAAAGUGGCCUUUUUAAGUUAUAAUUGGAAAUAAUAAUUGAUAAAGUGGUCAACACAUGAAAAUAGUUUGCAGAUGUUAUUUUUCGCGUUAUGUUUACAAAAAUAUCGAUUUUUGUUAAUGUUUUUAUUUUAGACGGGAUAUUCCAGGUUUAUCAUGCAAUAUUUUUGACAUUUAAUAAAUUUAGAAUUGAUUUUCUUUUUAAAAUAUACUUCUAUUUUAUUUUGUUGUAAUUUUUUAAUUUUCAACUAUUCUAAUUUCCAAUUUAUUCUAAUUAAAACUUUUUCUUACAGUUUAGAAACUGUAAAUAUUCUUGACAAAAAGAUAAAUUCUCGAUUAAAUUCCAAAUUAAAAACAAAUAUUGAUAAAAAUUCUUCUAGAUCUUUGGACAUUCUAUAACAUCUAUAAUUAUUUCUGUAUUUCUUUAAGUCUAUUUAGAUUUAUCUUCAAAAUGGUAAUUGCGUUAAUAACAGACUAUAAAUUACGCCUCAGAUAAUAAUUAUGAAAUGACGUAUGUGUACAUACAUAUGUAUGUAUGAAUUAAGAAAAGUAAUAUGAGAUACCUCGAAAUUUUUUAUAUCAUAGACAUUGUAGCACAGUGUCACCCUGUCUCUUAGUAAAAGUACAUGUAUAUGUUGCUGCAACACUAAUUUUUCGUAAAUAUCUGUGAAAUUAAAAUUCUAUCGUUGACAGCGAAAGAUAAUUCAUAUAUACACUAAAUCCUUGCCAUAUUAAAACAUAUAAACUGAUGGCCUAAUUGAUUGUAUUCUAAAUGACAGCAUAUUUCGCAGAAAUCGACUGUGUAGAAACAAGUGUUAAGCCUGAUAAAUUUCUAUUCGUGCUUGGAAACUUGCAAUCUUGUACAUUCUGUUUUAUUUAGGAAAAGAUCUCAUUUAGUCGUAAUCUAGUCGUGAAAGAUCGAGCGUAUAUUGUUGUUCUUAUUACGAUUUUUCUCGUAAGUGUGAAUGUUUUAUACAAAAUACAGAUGAUUCCACACUCACGGGUGGCACAUAAUGCAACAAUAAAAUGUAUCAAUGUAGUGAAUAAUUAGGGAAAAAUACUUUUUCGUUGAGUAAUGCUAGAAUAUUAUGUAUGCAUUACUGCAUAUAUUGAAUUUGCAUUUCUUUCGCGCGAAAGAAGCAUUCUUUUAGCAAACUCUAAUAUAUAUGUAUUCACUUAUGAAUAUAUAAAUCUACGUAAUUUGUUUUAGUGUACACAUGUAAUAUCUAGAUGGAAUACUCGAAUACUCGCGGCAUUAAUCUUGCUAACUGUCAUGUUUGAUAAAAAAUAAUUUUCUUAUUACCGAAUAUAUAUUAUAUAUAUAUAGCUAUCAUUAAGUAUAUACUUUAUGUAUGUACUCAUGUAUGUACUUUAUGAUAAACGAUUUAAAAACAUUCGACAAGUUUUCGUUAAAACUCGGAUUUUCGUAGAAUUGUUUAAAAUAUUAAGAGUCGAAUGUUGGUUAAGAUACAAAUUUUUCAAGUGUUACAAAUGCAUUUUUGUAAAGUUUGUUUUUGAAAAAAAAAAACGAACUAACAUCAGUGACUUCAACUUAACCAUUCCAUUUAGCAUUCACAUUUUUAAAUGAAUAUCAGUGAUAUUUGACCAGGUUUUUAUUGAUUGAUGUUUUAGUGAUAUAGUGAUAUUUUUAACAAGCUAGAAAAUAUUGAGCAGUCUAAAAAUCUGUAGGCUUCUUUUUUAUAUGUUAUAAAAAUAAAGCAUAUUUGGAUGCAAAAACAUCAAAAAUUUUUUAGACUGCUCAAUAUUAUAUUGUUACAUUAUACUGUUAUAAUUCCAUAUAUUAGCAAAUAGUACAAUUAAUAAUUAUCACAUUCAAUAAUGUCUUUCUCUAUAGGUAUGUUUUCAGAAAUGAUAUUAAUGGGUGCUAUGAUAAUUAUAUUUAAUUAUAUAUUAUUGCUAGUUCCACUGAAAUAACUUUAAAUGUUUACCUGUUUAGGAUCUGUCAAAAUAUAUAUAUAUAUAUAUAUAUAUAUAUAUAUAUAUAAAUUAAAAAUCUACACAUUAUGUGACCAAUUUGCAUUAAAAAAACUUCGUGACACAGAACAAUAUACGUAGAUUCCAUUGUGAUUAUUAUCACGAUUUUAUUUUAUUCACUUGUAAAUUAAAUAUGAAUUACAAAGGCUCUUUGUACAUAAUGGUUGCAAUAAUGAUUUUGUUUUAUAUUACGUAUAAUAUACUACUGUGUAUCAAAUAAAUCAAUUAUAAU